Molecule: messenger RNA, 841 nt
Organism: Thamnophis elegans (Western terrestrial garter snake)
Lineage: Eukaryota; Metazoa; Chordata; Lepidosauria; Squamata; Natricidae
Gene: FAM78B
Product: family with sequence similarity 78 member B
Exons: 2
Coding region: 56-841 (261 amino acids)
Source: RefSeq, a predicted model, not a curated record
CCGGCCGGAUGCGGGGCCCCGGCUGGGGAGGCUAGGGGGCAGGCCUCGCCUGGCUAUGGGCUGCUUGCAGAGCGUGGCGUGCAAGGCGCGAGUGCGCAGGGAGAACAUCGUGGUAUACGACGUGUCGGCCUCCAUCGAGCCGGGAACCACCGCCAUCGAAGAGACAUCGCCCAUCGUGCUGCGCUACCGAACACCCUAUUUCCGCGCCGCCGCUCGCGUCCUUAUGCCGCCUAUCCCGCGCCGUCACACCUGGGUGGUGGGUUGGAUCCAGGCCUGCAACCACAUGGAGUUCUACAACACCUACAGCAACCUGGGCAUGUCAAGCUGGGAACUUCCAGACUUGAGAGAAGGACGUGUAAAAGCCAUCAGUGACUCUGAUGGAGUGAGCUAUCCCUGGUAUGGGAACACCACAGAAACUGUUACCCUGAUUGGCCCUACCAAUAAAGUUUCCAGGUUUUCAGUCAGUAUGAAUGACAAUUUUUAUCCUAGUGUGACAUGGGCUGUCCCUGUGAGCGAUAGCAAUGUGCCACUAUUGACUAGGAUCAAACGGGACCAAAGUUUUACUACAUGGUUAGUGGCCAUGAAUAUGACUACUAAGGAAAAAAUAAUUUUGCAGACUAUAAAAUGGAGGAUGAGAGUAGACAUUGAAGUUGAUCCCAUGCAGCUCUUGGGCAAGCGAGCCCGCCUCGUGGGGAAAGCUCAACAGGAACAGCCUAAGAUUUUGAGCCGAAUGGAACCCAUCCCACCAAAUGCACUAGUGAAACCCAAUGCCAAUGAUGCCCAGGUCCUCAUGUGGAGGCCUAAGAGAGGUCUGCCUUUGGUAGUGAUACCACCAAAAUAA